UCUUUCGUCUCAGAUAACCGACACUUAGUUGUGAAACGCACUUCCAACAUACAACGCGAAUAUAUUUCAAACAAGACAAUAACUUGCAAGAUAUAUAUAAUAACAAAAGAUAAAUAAUUAAACAUAAAGUGCAAUUCAUCAGAACAUGAAUAAAGUAAACAAGUUAUCAAUAACAGUGCAAUAAAUGAAGCAAGAACUUUAUUUAAAGACAAUAUCAAAACGCGAUUGUUUAAUGAAAAAUUUAUAAAACAUUAAGAUGGAAUUCGACAAUGAAAGACGUGGAAGUAGAACACGUGCAUUAGAAAGAUCAUUAAGUUAUUCAGCUGCUAUCGGCAAUGGAUCAGGAAGAUCGUCAAUAGAAAUACCAGCAAUGGCCAAUACAGAAGUUUAUACAAACGAAGAGAUGAAGAAACAUUACAGAAUAUCACAAACAUAUGUCGAAGGGAAAGAAAUUACAUUCCCUAACGUCGUAACGAAUGUAGAUUCAAACCCACUACAACAAAACAUAAAUAGCAAAAUAUCAGACAUGUCACAAUAUUCCAGUGAGGAUGAAACCACAGAUAAUGGUUUAACAAUGACCAUAGAUGUUGAAACAGAAUCACAAAGUCCUAAAUCAUCAGAAACAAGACAUAUAUCAGAUGCUUCGACACAGCCAAUAGUCAGUUCCAAUGUAACAAACGAAACAUACGACAGGAUCGACUUUAUUGAAAGUAUUUAUAAUGACCCGGACGAUUUAGUCGGAGCUCACGGAUAUUCUACACCGUUUAGUAAAAGAAGAAAGAAAGGAAAAAAGCGAAGACGUCAGCACGGCCGUCCGAUCAGGUCUCGCCGAGUGGUGCAUAAGAGCGGCGAAGAGAAUGUCCCAGUACGCACCAACAUACCCGCAAAGUCUAUCAAGUACAUGCGCGACAUAGUUAAUACCGUGAUCAACAGCAAAUGGCGUUUUAUAAUCUUGCUAAUGAUAGUAGCUCACUUCGUCUUCUGGUUCGUAUUUGCGGCCAUUUGGUACGCUGUGGCCUCCUCCUAUCGGGAUGAUAUAGGAGAUGGCAAGGAGCACUGUGUUAUUGGCACUUCGUCAUUCGCCGGUCUUCUUAUGAUGUCUGUUGAAACACAGAUGACAAUCGGCUACGGCGUGCGAUAUCCCAGCGAGGAGUGUCCUGAAGCUAUCAUCGUCAUGGUUUUUGAGAUAGUGGCGGGUACGGCUUUGUCUGGAGGCUUGUCCAGUUUGCUGUUUACAAAACUUGUCAGACCAAACCGACAUCUCUCGUCCGUAGGAUUCAGUAAGAAAGCUACAGUGUGCCUGCGCGAUGGCGAGCUUUGCCUGCAGUUCCGCGUGUGGGACUUACUCAAUCUGCAUCUCAUUGGCUCUACAAUCACCGCCUACAUGCUAAAACCUAUACGGACGUUGGAAGGUGAAAUAGUUCACAACUAUAUUCACCCGUUGCGGCUGAAGCAAGCGCGCGCGUUUCUGCUGUGGCCGGUGACUGUGGCGCACGUUAUCGACUCCCGCAGCCCGCUCUAUGACCUCUCUGCGCAGGACAUGAUGGACUACAGGUUCGAGAUUGUGGUGUGUCUGACAGGAUCCUCGAAGAACAUGGGUACAGUGACUCAAAGCAGGACAUCUUACCUUUCCAAGGAGAUCAUCUGGGGAUACCGCUUCAAGAACGUGCUCAAAUACUCCAAGAAAGAAGAAUCCUACGUAAUUGAUGUGGAUAAUCUGAACACUGUGGAGCAAGUGGAAACGCCACUCUGCAGUGCGAGUAGACUGAAGUUAUUUGAAGACGAUAUUAAGUCGUCCAAUAACCUUCUUACUCCAACAAACAUGUCUCUGUCCCCCACAAACAUGUCACUGAGUCAAGAAUCCUCGACAGUGUCUAAAAUAGAGGAAUCCGUACCUUCAUCUCCCAUUUUUACAAGAACAGGCACGCAAAGGAGUUUCGGUUGGAAUUUUAGAAGGUUCUAUCCAGAAGAGAAUAAGAAUGGUGUUGAGUUUAGUUCUUAAUUUAU
Messenger RNA from Papilio machaon (common yellow swallowtail), 2007 nucleotides. Its product is annotated as ATP-sensitive inward rectifier potassium channel 1. Gene Ontology annotation, biological process: regulation of monoatomic ion transmembrane transport; potassium ion import across plasma membrane. The record is from RefSeq and is a predicted model, not a curated record. The coding region runs from base 257 to 2002 and encodes 581 amino acids. Gene Ontology annotation, molecular function: inward rectifier potassium channel activity. Gene Ontology annotation, cellular component: plasma membrane. Lineage: Eukaryota; Metazoa; Arthropoda; Insecta; Lepidoptera; Papilionidae. The transcript has 9 exons.